UAUAGGUUUGAUUUCUGAAUGAAAACACGAACUAAACUCAUCUGACAGAUUCACCUGUGCAGGUGGGGAUGGGAUGCUGUUGAUAUCACAGCUGUCCCGCAGCAGAUAGUUGGAGCGUCGGAGGCAGGAGAUAAACCGGGAUGACACAAAAUUAACGAUAAUGACUUGAUAUCUCCAAACAAUUCAAGAUACCGUUAGCAAGCCCGGGGAAAUAACACUCUCUGUGCACAGCAGGGUUUGGUGAUAUUUAUCAGCGAAACCUUCGUCUCCUGUAAAGCCCACGGGUGAAAACGCGAGCUCUAUUUCCGGGCUCGUGACAUCGGCUAUAGUGGAGCGGGACGUUGGUGUGAGGGGCGCGGGGAGCGGAGCGGUGUCGGUUACCAUACCCGGGCUGGUGGACGACAGCAUGGCUGCGGGAAAGGGAGCAGGGAAGCCCCCCUCGCUGUGGGACAAUAUGCGGAUACGGUUCAUCGUUUGCUUCUUCGGAGUCUUUGUGUGUUAUUUUUACUACGGAAUAUUGCAAGAGACAAUCACUCGAGGUGAUUAUGGUCAAGGAGACAAGAAAGAGAAGUUCAUAUUCGCCCGGACACUGGUCUUCAUCCAGUGCAUUAUCAAUUCUGUGUUUGCUAAGAUCUUGAUCCAGUUUUUUGAGGGCUCAAAACCAGAUCACACCAAGAGCUGGCUCUAUGGCCUGUGUUCCCUCUCUUAUCUUGGAGCCAUGGUGUCCAGUAACUCUGCCCUUCAGUAUGUCAACUAUCCCACACAGGUGUUGGGAAAAUCCUGCAAGCCCAUACCAGUGAUGAUUCUUGGAGUUACAAUACUGAGGAAGAAGUACCCACUGGCUAAGUACCUGUGCGUGCUGCUGAUUGUGAGCGGUGUGGCUCUGUUCCUCUACAAACCCAACAAGAGCUCAGCUGUUGCAGAUGACCAUGUUUUUGGCUUUGGAGAGAUUCUGCUGCUGGUCUCUCUGACAUUGGAUGGUCUGACUGGUGUGGCCCAGGACCACAUGAGGGCUCGCUUCCAGACGAGCGCCAACCACAUGAUGCUGAACAUCAACAUGUGGUCCACUCUGGUGCUGGGACUAGCUGUGUUGUGGACAGGGGAAGUGUGGGAGUUCCUGAGUUUUACUGAACGCCACCCCAGCAUCUUCUACAAUAUCCUUCUGUUUGGACUGACCAGUGCUUUAGGCCAGACCUUCAUCUUUAUGACGGUGGUGUACUUUGGGCCUCUGACCUGCUCCAUCGUCACCACCACGAGGAAGUUCUUCACAAUCCUUGGUUCUGUUAUUCUCUUUGGCAACGUCAUGAGUACGAUGCAGUGGGUUGGCACCAUCCUAGUUUUCCUUGGUCUCGGAUUGGAUGCCAAAUUUGGCAAGGGCCCCAAGAAGACGACACACUAAAACAUCUGAAGCACAGAGAAAGACAGAAGCAUUGCAGAACAAAUGCAAACACUAUAUAGCCAGUAUCUUAUUUUCAUAAGACAUCCUGUUCAGGCAUACUGUAUGUGCCUAUGAUUUGUUCAAGUACAGUCAGAUUUUUUUAACUUAACUGUAUUUAAAAGAGUCGUCGUAGUUUUCAACUGCAGCUUCUGUUGAGUACUGUUGAUGUCCUGAAGAAAGCAUUUUACUAGGGAUCAAGUUUCGAAAGAGCUGUGACAAGCAUUAAUGUUCUUUGACCACAAGCUGCUGCACUUUUGUGGAGGAAAUUGUGGUAAAUACUGUAUUUAGACAAAUCCUUAAUGUUUCUGAAACCAGCUCACCUCCCUUCGAUGGAAGUUGAACCAAACAAAGCCUAAGAAACACAUUUCAGCAUUUAACUCAAGAACUUACCAACAAAUAAGGCUUGGUUUACAGAUUGUCUCUUGAAUACAUGUUAUUAUCACAUAUGUAGUUUAUUUCUUGGCAAACAAUUAGCCAAGUGUCAUGCCAUUUAUAAAAUACAAACGAUUGUAUGUAGCCUGUUGUGUUAUGUCCAAUCUUACUAUUUACCUGUUUUUACUUUUAUUUUCUACAAGUUGAAUAUAACUUGCCAUAAAAGGGAAAUUGUGAUA
Molecule: messenger RNA, 2049 nt
Organism: Toxotes jaculatrix (banded archerfish)
Lineage: Eukaryota; Metazoa; Chordata; Actinopteri; Toxotidae
Gene: slc35b1
Product: solute carrier family 35 member B1
Exons: 9
Coding region: 407-1399 (330 amino acids)
Biological process (GO): UDP-galactose transmembrane transport
Cellular component (GO): Golgi membrane; endoplasmic reticulum membrane
Molecular function (GO): UDP-glucose transmembrane transporter activity; UDP-galactose transmembrane transporter activity
Source: RefSeq, a predicted model, not a curated record